Messenger RNA from Cryptomeria japonica (Japanese cedar), 2559 nucleotides. Its product is annotated as oxysterol-binding protein-related protein 3A. Gene Ontology annotation, molecular function: sterol binding. The record is from RefSeq and is a predicted model, not a curated record. Bases 762 to 2141 code for a protein of 459 amino acids. The transcript has 10 exons. Lineage: Eukaryota; Viridiplantae; Streptophyta; Pinopsida; Cupressales; Cupressaceae. Gene Ontology annotation, cellular component: intracellular membrane-bounded organelle; membrane; cytosol.
GAGAGGAGUUUUAUAAAAAGUUCAUCCCUUGAUCACAAGGAAAUGAGGUUGGCAGACUGCGAAUGGCAGCGCAAGCGCAACAGAAAUCUAAUCUCUGAGAAAAUUUGAAGGAUGAACGCUGAUGGUGGAGCAUCAGUUUUAUUUUGUAAGGCUUUCGAUACCGCCACAUCAAAGACAUUCGUGUUCUCCAUUGCCGUGGCUAGAUUCCGUCCAAGCACACAUUGGAAAGAAAUUCCAUGGUUGUUCGUCUAAUACAUUGGCCAUCAAGAUAUUUUCACCUCCGCACCAUGACCAUGACUAUGACCAUGAAGGUUCGAACGACAACGACAUAAAAGAAGAAGUCCGCCGGCCUACUUUUCUGGUCAAACAUGGCGAUGUGAUGCUCACGCGGGAUCUUUUCUUCUUAUUCAAGCAAUCAUAUUACACGCUUGAUGUCCGCCUUCCCCUUUCAAGCGCAAGCAUACAUCGGCGGCUCCACUUCUUCGGUUCGAUUUUUCCUAAAUGUUGUUCUUUAUGGAAUUUGGCGUCAAAUUCGUGUCACCUUCGUAGACAUUGUUAUGAUAUAACACGGAGCUUCAUAAAAUUCAGUUGCUAAUAGAAAUUGGACACGCAUAUCAGAAAUUAGAGUUUGCGAAGAGGAAUUGGACGCGCAGAGUAGAAAUUAGAGUGUGCAAAGAGGAAUUGGACGCGCAUAGUAGAAAUUAGUGUGUGCAAAGAGAAUUUGGACGCGCGGAGUAGAAAUUGGAGGUGCAAAGAAAAAUAUGAGCAGCAGCAAUGGAGGGAAGAAGCCAGGGGAAGCGACAGGCGGCGGCUUUUUUGCCUCUCUCACCUCCAGCCUUUCCAACUUUGGCAGCUCGAUGCACAAUUCGGUUAACAGUUUCAUGGGAUAUGAGGGCUUGGAAGUAGUUAAUCCUGAAGGUGGACAAGAUGAUGUGCAAGAGGAAGUUCAUAAAGGAAGAUGGCAGAAAGAGGAUCGGGAUAGUUACUGGAGAAUGAUGCAAAAAUAUAUUGGAUCAGAUAUCACAUCCAUGGUUACCCUCCCAGUCAUAAUUUUUGAGCCCAUGACAGUGCUUCAGAGGAUGGCUGAGUUAAUGGAGUACUCUUAUUUGUUAGAUCUGGCCGAUGAGUGUGAGGAUCCCUAUCUUAAGAUGGUUUAUGCAUCAUCAUGGGCAAUUUCUAUUUAUUCUGCAUACCAGAGAACUUGGAACCCUUUCAAUCCAAUUCUUGGAGAAACAUAUGAAAUGGUCAAUCAUGGAGGGAUUACAUUUAUUGCAGAGCAGGUUUGCCAUCAUCCUCCAAUGAGCUCAGCAUUUGCAGAAAACGAGCAUUUUACUUACACAAUUACUUCAAAAGUAAAAACCAAGUUUCUUGGAAACUCUGUUGAUAUAUACCCACUUGGACGAACACGUGUAGUGUUAAAAAAAUCUGGGGAUGUACUUGAUUUGGUGCCACCUCCAACAAAAGUUCAUAAUCUGAUUUUUGGACGUACUUGGAUUGAUUCACCUGGUGAGAUGCUAAUGACAAAUCAGACUACAGGAGACAAAGUUGUGCUAUAUUUUCAACCAUGUGGUUUGUUUGGAACCGGUCGUUAUGAAGUAGAUGGGUAUGUAUAUGAUUCCCAGGAAGAACCUAAGUUAUUGAUUACAGGAAAGUGGUCUAAGUCAUUGAGUUACCAACCUUGUGAUACUGAAGGCGAGCCUCUAACUGGUACAGAUUUAAAAGAGGUUUGGAAGGUUGCAGAUUUUCCAAAGAAUGACAAGUAUCAGCACACGCAUUUUGCUCAUAAAAUUAAGAGUUUUGAUACUGCACCCAAGAAGCUUCUUGCUUCAGACUCUCGUCUUCGACCUGACCGUUAUGCAUUAGAAAUAGGAGACCUGACUAAGGCUGGAGCUGAAAAGAACAAUUUAGAGGAAAGACAACGGACUGAAAAGAAAUGUAGAGAGGCCAAAUCCGAACAGUUCACUCCAAAAUGGUUCACUCGAACGGGUGAAGUUUCAGCCACGCCUUGGGGUGAUCUGGAAGUGUACGAGUAUAAUGGGAAAUAUUCUGACCAUCGUGCUUCAAUUGAUAGUUCCAAUAUUGAUGACGUUGAAGAUCCAAAAUCAAUUCAGUUUAAUCCAUGGCAGUAUGGAAAUAUAUAGGGGUAAUGGAACUGUUGAGUGACAUUUGUUUGUCGGUUUCAAUUCUACAAUGGCUCAAUCUCGCAAUUCUUUCUUUGUACUCAUAUAAGCCGGAUGAAGGAUCCUAUUAGCAAUUCUCCCGUGGGAUUUGACUCCGUCAUUCUCCAAAAUAUCAUUUAGUAUUUUGGUUGUGUGCUUUGGACUUGGUUCAGAAGGCAUGCCAUCCAACAAAGCUUAUAUAUUGUACUGUUUUUGUCCGGGAUAAUGGAUUGCCUUUUGGGCAGAUUGUAAAAUUAUUAGGACAAAAUUGUUAUUAAGCACUUGGGGAAAUAUCUAGAAGUGGGGAAAUGUUUGGCAAUUGAUGUGAGAGGUGCUAUUUUAACUUUUAGGGUUACUAUUAAUAGUUCAUAAUUAAUCUCAUAUUCAAUUUUGUGGAUUA